GUCUAACUGUUCAGUACUUAUUCAGCCGCCAUGACACCCUUAACACGAACGAUGACUGACAAACUUCUACAAGAUUACAACAGUGUUUUACUUAAAAUUUCAUUUAAAUUAGAUGAGGAACAUCAAAAGAAGCUUCUACAUUACUGCAGUGGACUUAUUUCGAAACAGGUUACUGAUACAAUUGAUAUAUUACGUUCUUUGGAGUACCAGCGAAAGAUUUCGUGGGAAGAUGUAAAUUUUGUGAAAGAAGCUAUGCGUAAAAUUAAUAGAUUCGAUAUUGUUAAAGAGUUGACCGAGUAUGAAAUCAAGCGGGAUUUGACACUUCUUCUGGAUUUCUAUGCGAGGAAGAUUCUAAACUUGGAUUUACAUUGCUGUUCUGUAUCUGUGAAAAGAAUAGUUGGACAUUUAGUAAGACUUAUGGAGGUCGCAAGAGACAAAGUUGACAUCACAUCGAUAAGCUUAACAGUAGAAUGUUGUAAAGACAUGAGGAAAGCGUUAGUGGAUUUUGAAGAUGAGAUUGACUGUGGUGAACUAACUUUUUCCUGGAAUGAAUUUACUAUGCUCGUUGUUAUCGCCGGAGAAAUCAUAGCCGUCGCUUACAAGAACGAAGAACUACAAGAACCAGUGAUGGACUUGUGUUCGACCGCGGCUGAUGAGCUCUGCUCUCGGAUGACUGAACUAGGAAGUUGGUGGCGCAAGUCAACUGUAGUAUGUCAAGUUUUGAUGCAGUUUCAGUUACAGAACGUUAACUGAGAAGAAUAAACACAAAUGAGAGCUCUGAGAGAAGUGACGCAUUACCUGAGUUACCUGCAUAUGUCGUGUUAAGUGUUAUACAAUGCGAUGUGGAACGAUAGAGCAAAUGAAUGUAGUUCGAUCGCAUUGGAUUCAACGGACUUUUAACCCAUACGAUCUUGUGAAUAACCGAUGACUAACGCAGGUCUAGCUGUCAAUUUAGUGAAUUAUAAAGCCACAAGUCAUGACAAGUACCACGUCGGCACUAACUUGAAGUUCAAUACUUAUUUUGAAAUAGCGCUUUCACUUGCAUUGAGUUAUUUUAUGUGCAUAUAAUCAUGAUAAUAUCGAAAU
Molecule: messenger RNA, 1086 nt
Organism: Orbicella faveolata
Lineage: Eukaryota; Metazoa; Cnidaria; Anthozoa; Scleractinia; Merulinidae
Biological process (GO): regulation of apoptotic process
Molecular function (GO): protein binding
Source: RefSeq, a predicted model, not a curated record